Molecule: messenger RNA, 931 nt
Organism: Mangifera indica (mango)
Lineage: Eukaryota; Viridiplantae; Streptophyta; Magnoliopsida; Sapindales; Anacardiaceae
Product: probable glutathione S-transferase
Exons: 2
Coding region: 105-770 (221 amino acids)
Biological process (GO): glutathione metabolic process
Cellular component (GO): cytoplasm
Molecular function (GO): glutathione transferase activity
Source: RefSeq, a predicted model, not a curated record
CCGAAUAGAACUGCGGCUAUAUAUACUGCUUUUUGCCUUAGUUUCCAUUCAAUUCUAUAACACAUUAUCAAACCAGUAAAUCGCAUUCUUAGAUUUGUGUAACGAUGGCAGGUGGGGAAGUAGUUUUGCUGGAUUUGUUUGCUAGUCCAUUUGCCGCGAGAGUGAGGAUAGCUUUGGCGGAGAAAGAAGUUGAGUUUGAAUCAAGAGAGGAAGAUUUGAGCAACAAGAGUCCUUUGCUUCUCAAAAUGAAUCCUGUGCAUAAGCAAAUACCGGUUUUGAUUCACAAGGGCAAACCCAUUUGUGAAUCUCUCACCAUAGUCCAGUACAUCGAUGAGGUCUGGAAUCACAAAUCUCCAUUGCUGCCUUCACAUCCUUACCAACGAGCUCAUGACAGAUUUUGGGCUGAUUACAUCGACAAGAAGAUUUAUCCAAAUGGAAGCAAGUUGUAUACAUCAUCGGAUCAUGAAGUGAAGGAAGCAGCAAAGAAGGAACUCAUUGAGAGCUUCAAAGUGCUGGAGCGAGAGCUUGGAGACAAGCCUUAUUAUGGAGGCAACAACUUUGGCUUUGUAGAUGUUGCCCUGAUUCCCUUCUACAGCUUUUUUUAUUCAUUUGAGAAGCUGGGAAAUUUCAGCGUUGAAGCCGAGUGCCCAAAACUUGUCCCUUGGGCUAAGAGAUGCAUGCAAAAAGACACUGUUUCCAAGUCCCUAUGUGAUCAGCACAAGGUUUAUGAAGUUGUUUUGGAGAUCAAAAAGAAGUUGGGGGUUGAAUAAGAGGAGAUCUACCUUAUUAUCAUCGUUAAGAGUCCUGUAAUUUUUAUUGAGAGUGAGUGAUUUCGUUUCUGUGUACGUUCUCUCUUUUUAAUAUUGUGUGAUUUUAUGUUAAGUUCAGCUUUGUUGAAUACCAUUAACAAGAGAAAAGUGGCUUUGAGUGA